AAAGGCUCGACAGCUACUUUCCUAGUACAGACCAAGCGGAAGAUUGAACCUCCUCGAGUAUACGAAUGGCAGCUUCGAAGCUCCGGAGCUCGUGCUCCUUUCCGAACCUCCUCCUCUCGUGCCUCAGCCUCGUCCUCUUGAUCCUCUCCGCUGCCUCUCUCGUCCCGACAAUCGUCCUCCGGAUGCCUCCGACCUCCCUCGGCCUAGCUUUCCUCAUGGUAUCGUGCAUGUCCCUCGUCUCUUCCUUCGUCGGCCUCUGGUCCCACCUCACUCGGUUCUGCUUCGCUUCCCACAUUUCCCUCCUCCUAGCUUCGCUGGCGGGGCAGGUCCUUGCUGUCCUGGCUCUACUCACCAAGGAGCGGGCGAGUCUCUCGUUGUUUAGGUCCACAAGGGACCCGAGGGAGGCGAAGCUCCUGCUGAGGCUGGAGUGCGGGGCCCUGAUGGCGAUGGUGCUGCUACAGGGGGUGGUGCUGGCGUUGACGUGGAUGGUGCACUGUUGCUGGGUGAAGGAGUAUGAGGAGCUUGAGGCAGGGCGAGAGGCCACCGAGAGAAAGAGGAGUAGGAGGGCGAAGGUGGAGGACUCCAGCUUGAGCUACAAGGCAGAAAUUGCGGAUAUUAACACCAAGAAGAUCGAUGAUGAGAAGGUGGUGAAGUGGGUCAAAACGGAUUUUGAAGGCUGAAGAAAAACUUAACGCUACACUCUCUAUAUCAUGUACUGUCAUUUGCUUCUUGUUUGGUUGGAUUCGGUCACUAUACGGGUGCCCUUGGGUCCGAAGAUAUGUAAAAAGUAGACCGCUUAUUACUAUUGUCAUGCUGUGCUUGUGCAUAAGUCUUCACUUACGAGCCUGUCGUGUCAUGUCAUGCCUGUGCGUCUGGAUAUAUGUAAAAGAUCGACUGCUUAUUCCUAUAAUUAGAAACCAGACCUCUGCUGUUAUUUUAAUUCCAGCUUCUUCUGAGGCACCAAGCACUCGGCCUGAUAAUGAAGAAAGGAUAUGUAUUUUACAACAA
This is a messenger RNA of Punica granatum (pomegranate), 1008 nucleotides long. The record is from RefSeq and is a predicted model, not a curated record. NCBI's taxonomy places the organism in Eukaryota, Viridiplantae, Streptophyta, Magnoliopsida, Myrtales, Lythraceae.